CACUGAUAAAUAGUACAGAGAAGCCUCAGUGUCAGCCAUGGGGAGCGUGGGAAACCUUCGCUAUUUGGCCUUCGUCUCUUUUCUAUUGACUUCAACUUCAUCUGCUGCAGGUGUGCUGAUCAGAUUGGCUGGGUCUACUCUGUGCUCUGGAAGAGUUGAAAUCUAUUACAACAGUUCCUGGGGAACAGUCUGUGAUGACGAUUGGGACUUAAAUGAUACUGAGGUAGUGUGCAGGGAGUUGGGCUGUGGUACAGCACUGAGUGCCCAUCAGUCGGCCCACUUUGGUGAAGGAACCGGAUCGAUCUGGCUUGAUGAUGUGGGCUGCUCAGGAGGUGAAAGGUCUGUAACAGAGUGUCAGCAUCGAGGAUUUGGGAGCCACAACUGUGGACACUCUGAGGAUGCUGGUGUUAUCUGUUCAGCAAGCCUCCAGAAGCCCAGCAUCUCCAUGAAUCCCAUUGGUAACGUUACCUGGGGUCAGGACGUAGCCAUCACUUGCUCGAUCUCAACUCAGCAUUUAGGAGGAACAUUCACCCUGCAGCAGACCUCAGGCUCCUUCAGAAAGACCCAAACAUCAAGUACCAAUUCUACUUCCUUCAGCAUCUUACAGGUGGACUUUGAUAACGAAGGAUCGUACCAGUGCCAGUAUCAGACAACGGUUUCAAGUCGAGACUUCAGCUUCCCCCUAAGUGACUCUCUCAGACUCUCUGUUAGAGUGCCACUGCAGCAGCCCAGCAUCUCCCUGACAUCGCCUAACGGAGGGCUGGUCUGGGGUUCUGAAGGUGCAGAGGUCACCAGGGGUUACAGCUUCGUCUUCACCUGCUCCAUCUCCUCCCAUUAUCCUGGAGGAGUUUUCUCUCUCAUCUUCUCUGGUUCCAGCCCCGCCAACACCGUGCCGGCCGUCAACCACUCGGCCUCCUUUACCUUCCCUGUAGCAGAGUAUGAACACCUGGGCAACUACAGCUGUGUGUAUGAAGUCACAUUGUCUACACAGAGAUUCAUCUCUACCACGACAGAGAUUAUGACUGUCAUCAUUAAAAUGCCGCUGUUGCCACUGGUUUCCUCAGUAGCUGCUGGGAUCCUGCUGAUCUUGGCGGUGGUCUUGGUGCUGGUCUGUCUGGUCUGCAAGAGAAGACGACGAGCCAAGCAGCCCGGAGCCCUCGUCCAAACUCAAUGUCGGUGCUCACCAGGACACAUGGCUGUCAGAGUCAGGAACGAUUAUGUAGAUGACACGAAUGACGACGCGGAGGAUGACGACGCGGAGGAUGACUAUGAGAACGUUAAUCCAGUGGACAUCGUGAAGAAACUCAAAGAGGAAGCAGGGAGAGUGGAAGAAGAGGAGAGUGAUGAUUACGAGCAGCCAGAGAGUGACGAAGAUCAUGAUUAUGAGGAAGCGGGCCACGCACAUGUCUGUUUUAGAGUAGAGCAAGACAGAAAAGAAGAAGAAGAAGAAGAAGAAGAAACAACCAGUGAUGAUGAAGAUGACUAUGAAAAUGUAACCCAGCCAGAUGUUGGCGAACAAGCUGUGGACAUUUAUGGAGAACAUGAUAUUUAUCAAAACUUUUGAGGUAUCCAAUGGUCAACAGUGGAUAAAACACUGAUUUUUCAGCCUGUUCGCACAGGAGUAUUAAUGCCAUGAUAAUACGCAAGGUGUUUAGCGUGCAAUAAGAACGCCUUUCUCGAUUUCCGUGUCUUUUGUACGCCAUGUAUCCUGUACUGACCGCAAUGUAAACACAUCCACAUAUAAAUGCUACGGUAAGAGUUAGUGACGUAGUAUAAGAAGAGAAAAAGACCACUGAUGGUGGGUGGGAGGGGAAGUGGUCCAACAGACAUCGGACAUUUAACCAGGAGACCGGCGUUCAAGGCCGUUGUUGACCAGUGUUUUGUUUUGUAAGUUACUUUACUGGUUGUCACAUGUUUUCUAUUGAUAUUUGUGACAUUUUUUCUGUAGUUGUGUUAUGUUGUUUCUGGAUGUUUGACUUAGUUUAGUCACUUAUUUUAAGCCCAACCAUGAUGUUUUCCUGAACCCUAACUAAGUGGUUGUCUUGUCUAAACGUAACUGUGGUCGUUUGUGUGGCGUACAAAUGUUACGGCUCUGGCCGUAUGUUGAAAUGUAUUUGUCAAAGAGUGAGUGUCCUCCUUCUUGUGAGGAUCUUUGUGUGACUGUGUUUUGUGUGAGAGUGAGUGUCCUCCUUCUUGUUAGGAUCUUUGUGUGACUGUGUUUUGUGUGAGAGUGAGUGUCCUCCUUCUUUUGAGGAUCUUUGUGUGACUGUGUUUUGUGUGAGAGUGAGUGUCCUCCUUCUUGUGAGGAUCUUUGUGUGACUGUGUUUUGUGUAAGAGUGAGUGUCUUUGCGUGGUGAGGAUCUUUGUUUUCCUUAUUAGGUUCUCGCUCUCUGAUUGGCUGGAGGUGUGGGUUCGGUCUGGGCUGUGUUGGCUGCUGAUUGGUCCCUCCAUCAUCCCGGCAGUUUAAAAUGCUCCGGUGCCCAGCAGUCCGGUGACAGAUACUGACAGCAGCCUCAUUCUGUCCUAGGCCUCCAAACCUUUGUGUUUAACUUGUGAAUUACUGUGGAUUUAGUAGCCUUUAGUUUUUGGUAGAUUGUAUAACUUGAAAUAGUCUUUUUUCUUUGUCUCAAAAAUAGUAAAUUGUUUGGUAGGGGUGAACUGCCGUUUUUCUUUUAUUAACUUUUUCUCCUGUUCAUCUGCUGUAUCCUAGGGAGCCAGACUCAGUCAUUGUAUUCUGUUUGUUUGAUUAUUUUUGUUUAAGGUUAGUCAGGGUGUUUAAAACAUAGAUUUUGUUUGUUGUUUUGGCCUUAGUUUACCCUGAGUUCAUUUGUCUCAUUGUUUUGUUUGUUGAAUUGAGUUUGGUAAUAAACCUUUUUACUUAAAUCAAAAA
This is a messenger RNA of Sebastes umbrosus (honeycomb rockfish), 2890 nucleotides long. RefSeq lists its product as uncharacterized. The coding region runs from base 38 to 1564 and encodes 508 amino acids. Gene Ontology annotation, cellular component: membrane. Lineage: Eukaryota; Metazoa; Chordata; Actinopteri; Perciformes; Sebastidae. The transcript has 7 exons. The record is from RefSeq and is a predicted model, not a curated record.